Molecule: messenger RNA, 96 nt
Organism: Dracunculus medinensis (Guinea worm)
Lineage: Eukaryota; Metazoa; Nematoda; Chromadorea; Rhabditida; Dracunculidae
Source: the annotation of a GenBank genome assembly
AUGAAUGCGUUUUAUUAUUUGGAGAAGAAAAUUGUCGAGAAUAUAUUGAAGCACAUAUUCGUUGUAUGCGAUCGCAUGGUUUUGAAAUUUAGUUAG